CCUCUGACCUCCAUAUACACUAACAAAAAAUAAUUUUAAAAAAAGUUAAAAGUCAUGAAUUCCAUCAAGUAGAAUGAUGUUACUAAGAGAAAGAAAGGAAGGAAGGAAGGAAGGAAGGAAGGAAGGAAGGAAGGAAGGAAGACUUGGACUUGCAGGUAUAGGACUGUCAAUACCCCAUCACCAAAAGAAAACCCAAAACUCACAGCUGUGUAGUCAGACAGACCUGGUGUUGGAGUCCUGUCCUGUGUGGCUUAGGCCUCAGUUUCAGGUCUUUUCACACGUGAUAAAGAAUGGCAAGUAGUAUGUCAUGGAGUUUCGUCCCCCUUUUAGACUAACACCUUGGACAGUCAAUAAAAUAACCAUCACUUGCUAUUCACAUGCCUAAUUUCCCGAUGGGGGGGUGCAGGAAAUGACUGCUCUUUGACUGCGUGUGGCAGGUGGGGUAGGCGCCUCUUGAAUGUGCUACCUCAGGCAGGCACGCCCUAAAGGCCUGAGGCUCACACCUAUGCUGGCCCUACCUUUCCAUUCUGCAUCUUGUGGUCUGCUGCUGUGUGCCUGCAAGUGCUUGGUGGCCGGCUGGCGGCUGGCAGAGUGUUUGGGGUGGUGGUAAUUACUAGGAUGGCCCGGCCCUAAUGAGUGUGAUCUCGUUACACUCUUGCUGCUUCUAAUGGAGCUAACCUCAUUUCACAGCCAUUAGAGAUGGAGAUGAGGCCCCGCCCACAGGCCCCACCAGCUGCAGCUUUCAAAGAUUUGGCCACGCUCUGUCCCCUGCUCCCCAUUCUAGCUCACCUCUCCUGUCAGCCCUCUCCCUCGUCUUCCUCCUGGGCCCCAUUGUUCUUUUCUGCGCCCAUCUCUCUCCCUCUCUCUCCCCUUAGGUUUCUCUCCGGUCUCCAUCUCUGGGCUGCUUUUCUUCCGCCAUUGCCUUGCACACGGUGUCUGACUCUGUCCUUCACAUGUCCUCCUCUGCCCUCUCUGGCACCUUCCCCUGCCCUUCGCCUCUGCCGCCCUCCCCCCCCCCACAUUGUCCUGUCUGGCCAGAGGACAAAUCUCCCGGGGAAGCCAGCAAAGACAAACAAAAAGCAGUGACUUCAUUAUGUUGGUUAAUUUGCCACUUCAGUCCCUCCCAUAAGGGUCAUAACCGGCGUGGCUUGAACUCAGGACUGACCUGGAGCUGAGUUAAGACCUUGAUGUUUUCACACAUGAUCCCUCACCCUCCCUCCUCUCGGGCUGUCUCCCUUGGACUAGACGGGUAGGGAAGGGUUCAGACUACCCCACCCUCCUCCUCUGGGGUUCUCCCCCCUUUUUCAUGCCAAAGUCACUUCUUCCUCUGGAAGAGGCCUGGGCUGGCCUCAGACUCCCUACACAGCAGAGGGUGGCCUCGAACUCUCAGCUCUGCUUCCACUUCAAGCGCCGAGGUGACAGGCACGGAUGCGCCGCCAUGCCUGACUGUCCAGCGCCUUUUUUUUCUUCUCUGCUCUUUUCUCUCCCACUCUCCAGUGCACUUCAGUCCCUAAAGCACCGGGCACCACAUGGUCUGAGGAAGCCUGAGGUGGAAGAAGAGGGCUGUGGCCUGGGAAGGCCAGUUUUCCAAACGGGAUGAGGCGGCCAAGGAGGGAAGAGGCUUGGGGGAGAAGAGGGGAGACCGGAGGAGCAGAUUGGAGGUAACAUGGCUCAGGGCUUGAUUGAAGUGGAGCGGAAGUUUGUUCCGGGACCUGACAUGGAGGAAAGGCUGCAGGAGUUGGGGUGCACUCUGGAGCAUCGGGUCACCUUCCGAGACACCUACUAUGAUACUUCUGAGCUAAGCCUUAUGCGGUCUGACCACUGGCUGCGACAACGACAAGGCAGUGGGUGGGAGCUCAAGUGUCCUGGAGUAGCAGGCGUCCCAGGACCCCACAAUGAGUAUGUGGAGCUCACAUCGGAAUCUGCAAUUGUGGCCCAGCUCUUUGACCUGCUGGAGGCUGAGAAACCAGAGAUGGCCGGUGUGGCUGCUGUCUUGCAUCCAUUGAAGCUGCAAGAAGUGGCUAGUUUUAUAACUACACGGAGUUCCUGGAAGCUGGCCUUAUCUGAAGGCCAUGAACAGGAGCCCCUGCUCAGAGUGGAUCUGGAUUCGACAGACUUUGGCUAUGCUGUGGGUGAGGUAGAGGUCAUGGUGCAUGAGAAGGCUGAAGUGUCAGCUGCCCUAGAGAAGAUCUUCAGCUUCAGUAGACUACUUGGAGUAGCAGCACAGGAGAAGGUACCCGCCAAGCUCUUGGUGUACCUACAGCGCUUCAGGCCCCUGGACUAUCAGCGCCUGCUAGAAGCGAACGGUCUCAGUGAAGCCACAGGGGACUAAACGUCGUGACUGCAGUUUAUGGGCACAGGGCUCACUUUGUAGGAGGGAAGGGAGCUCUGUGAAGCCGCCACCCACACCUGGACCCACCGUGCCCCUUCCCUUCCAACACAGCCGCUCUUGUCUCCAGCUCUGCCUGGUCUUUCACCCAUUCUCAGCUCCUCUUCCCUGAGCCCUCCCUCACUGCUUCCCUCAUCUGUCAGAUGCAAUCUGUGGGCCGCCCCUCUCCCCUGGCCGCUAAGCAGCCUCCAUUGAUUUCCGCUCGUGUUUAUAGGAUUUCCACUUAGCCGUGAUCAGUAGUUAAGCACAGGAAAAUCCCUUGCCACCCCCCUCCCGUGGUCGAUGCCAUUGAUUCUGCCAGCAGUUCUGAAGCCGCCUAACAGCUGAGUUAGAGAUGCUGGGAGGCAGCAGGGAUUUCCCCGCCUUGGGGUGUAGGGAAUAGCAACAAAGUGGGGAAAUGCUUGGGAACUUCUGUCAGAAAUCUGGAAAUUCUGCUGGGUCUGCCACUGUGCUCAGAGGGUAGAGCACCCUGCGUUUAGAGAUAAAUUUGCCCUCCAACCCAGAGAGGGGUAGAAAGAAAAUCAUCAGUGUUGAGACAGGUUCCUGGGGUUUCGGGAAGUCAUACUUCCUGUGGAGAAGGCUCUACCCUUGUUCCUACACAUUUUCUUCUCACUAGGUCAGAAUAUGGCUUUCUGCCCCCCUCAGGUUUCACAGGCUUCCUUUAUUUGUCUGGGAGGAGGCAGUCUCUUCAGAUUGUGGUGUUAAAUACAGGGCUGGAGUGCCACCUGCUGUCAGCCCUCAGGGCUGAGCCUCCCGCUGAGAGCGCAGAAAGGUUUUAGGUGAGCUGAGGCAGUUAUGAGGCAGGCUAGUUCAGGCACAGUUUAGCCGCCUGGGACUGCACUUGGUUUGGGCUCUCAUCUAACAAUGCACUUGCUCUCUGAGGAUCCUCCCUGCGUACGCACAUCCUUCUAACUACGCAACCUAGGACCCCCACCUGUAUUGAGUUUAUGUCCCACUUCCAGCAAUGGAAUAGGUCUCUCCUAUUUGAUAACCCUAGCAGGCAUCAAAAAGUACCCUUGUGUGGACAGUUUUUAUUCAAGCAUUUUAGAACAUACCAUAGUUUGAAAAAUAGGGAGCUGGUUGGGUCUAGAUGGGUUUGGGUGCAAGCAGGGUAAGGCAGAGUGUCUUUCCGGUGAGCUUUUAAAGAGAACUCCUAGUUACCAUCCCGCGCCUAUGCAGAAUGAGCAUAUGAUUAAAAUUAGAUGCAUCAUGGGAAGGGUCAUGCACAGUGAGGAAAGGCUUACAGAAUCCAAGCCUGUCAAUCAAAAUAGAGACCACUCAGAUUAUGCCACUUAGCAAUGAACUCCUCCUUCCCUAAGACCCCAUUAAAGCAGCAUCGGGCAGUAACCCUGGGCCCUUGAGUACUGUGGCCAUUGCUCUUAGUGUAUUUCUGAUUUGAGUUAUCACUUUGCUGUUGAAUAAAAUUUCCUUGCUACUGGC
This is a messenger RNA of Mesocricetus auratus (golden hamster), 3829 nucleotides long. It is a transcript of the gene Thtpa, whose product is annotated as thiamine triphosphatase. NCBI's taxonomy places the organism in Eukaryota, Metazoa, Chordata, Mammalia, Rodentia, Cricetidae. The transcript is spliced from 3 exons. Gene Ontology annotation, biological process: thiamine diphosphate metabolic process; dephosphorylation; thiamine metabolic process. Bases 1667 to 2332 code for a protein of 221 amino acids. The record is from RefSeq and is a predicted model, not a curated record. Gene Ontology annotation, molecular function: thiamine triphosphate phosphatase activity; magnesium ion binding.